Messenger RNA from Anneissia japonica, 1176 nucleotides. Its product is annotated as metal transporter CNNM2-like. The transcript is spliced from 2 exons. The record is from RefSeq and is a predicted model, not a curated record. Gene Ontology annotation, cellular component: plasma membrane. Gene Ontology annotation, biological process: magnesium ion homeostasis; transport. The coding region runs from base 1 to 1176 and encodes 391 amino acids. Gene Ontology annotation, molecular function: transmembrane transporter activity. Lineage: Eukaryota; Metazoa; Echinodermata; Crinoidea; Comatulida; Comatulidae.
AUGGCAGCCAUUGACAGGACGUUACGGAAGGCUAAUCAAAUUGUGUUUUGCUUCAUUUUGUGUCUUAGUUUAAUCAGAUAUGAGUGCAGUGCAUUAUCUACAUAUGCUAUAGUUAAAGAAGAUGAAUCAAUUACCAAUGUCCUACCAUCUGGGGCCCUACAGGUGACAGCGGAUCAGCUUACCAACAUUCGGUUGGUAGGCCAGUACGACGAUGUCUCGAGCGUGGUCUGUGUGUUUACUACUGAAGAGAUGGAAAAGGGCGAAGUGUGCAACUCAGACCAUUCUAAGCCAUUUCGCGGUGCUAACGAAAAUAAUACGGUGGUAAUUGAGAUUCGUUUAAAACUAUUUCAGGAUGAUGGAGAUACUACUUCAUUGGAUUAUUUUCUUUGUUUACAAGAUGAAAAGGAACGAUUUAUACAUCAGGGCAGUCAGGCUUGGUUGACAGUGAAUGUGGUUCCGAAAGCCGCUAAAUAUAUCCUUCCUCUUGGAGUCCAAAUUGUUUGCAUUAUAAUUUUAUUACUAAUGUCUGGCUUGUUUAGUGGUUUAAAUUUAGGUCUAAUGGCUUUAGAUCCAACAGAGCUUAAAAUUGUUCAAAAUUGUGGUACCAGUAAAGAAAAGAAAUAUGCAAAGCGAAUUGCACCCAUAAGAAAAACCGGUAAUUAUCUCUUGUGUACAUUACUGCUUGGAAAUGUUUUGGUAAACACUACUGUCACAGUCUUACUCGACGAUCUCUCUUCUGGUCUCCUCGCGGUUUUAGGUGCAACUGCUGGAAUUGUUGUGUUCGGAGAGAUAGUUCCCCAAUCAAUUUGUUCGCGCCACGGGCUUGCCGUUGGCGCUACAACCGUGUGGAUCACCAAGUUUUUCAUGGUAUUCACGUUUCCUAUUUCAUAUCCUAUUAGCAAAUUAUUGGAUUUUUUACUUGGACAAGAGAUAGGAAAUAUUUAUAAUAGAGAGCGCUUGCUUGAGUUAUUGCGGGUGACGGAUGAAUUCAACGACUUGCAGAAGGACGAGGUUGAUAUUAUAUCUGGUGCAUUGAAGUUGAAGGGAAAGAGUCACAAAGAAGUCUGCAGGUUUGCCUCUGGUGUACAGGUAAAUGUUGUCAUCUUUGUGCUCAAGUCGGAUGUCACAGAUUAUGUCUUGUUCCAUGAGGCGAUGAAGGACAUUCUCACUGAUUAG